Molecule: messenger RNA, 2508 nt
Organism: Xiphophorus hellerii (green swordtail)
Lineage: Eukaryota; Metazoa; Chordata; Actinopteri; Cyprinodontiformes; Poeciliidae
Gene: esco2
Product: establishment of sister chromatid cohesion N-acetyltransferase 2
Exons: 15
Coding region: 151-2118 (655 amino acids)
Biological process (GO): mitotic sister chromatid cohesion
Cellular component (GO): chromatin; nucleus
Molecular function (GO): protein-lysine-acetyltransferase activity
Source: RefSeq, a predicted model, not a curated record
GCGCGCUCUUCAAAAACACACAGGAGAAGCGCGCGAGGACGGAGCAGCUGAAGCGCCAGUUUCGUAGAUUUUCUUAUUUUUUCGCUGCCUUAAUUUCGACAUUUAUCAUUUUAUGUAGGCUAGAAGAAGCCUGUUCGGUAAACUUUGAACAUGAUAACUUCAACCAGGAAGCGAAGGCUGUCCUCCAUGGACUCUGAAAGCCACCCAACCAAGGAGGGCAUGAAGGAGAAAAUGUCUCCGGUGAAGAGGAGAAAGCAGCCAACAGAGCGGCUGCUUUCACCAACCGGGUCGCAGGAUGGCGGACAGGAGUCGCCACGUAAGCCAGCAGGCUGUCCGCGCAGAUCGUUCCGUAAUUCCCCAGCGAAGCCUUCGGUGGUGACGAGUUCCUUCUACGGCAAGCAGAAGAGCGUUUAUCUCACCCCGCUUGAGAGGAAGGCAGUGAAGGAAUCUCUUCCUUCCCGUCUGUCUGCCUUGCCUUCUCCUCCUCAAGCUGCCAAGAAAACAGACGAGAAAAUGAAGAAAGCUGCAAAAAGAGGCAACAAACCCAGAAAAUCAUCAGUGGGAUCCAAUAAGAGAGCGAAGAAGGAAACCAGAAGUUCUCAAUCACCUGUAAAGAAAAUUCAGCUGACCAGAUGCAACACAAGCAGUGCUGCAGCUAAUCCGACAUCCAGCAGCAGCAGCAGCGUACCUCCAAACAACAAACCGGCAGAGGCGAAGAAGGCGAUCACCAUUUCUUUUGGCAGCCUGAAACCGAAGCCGAAGAUCUUUGUCGGAGCCGCUUUCUUUGGUACAGGAAAGAAGCCGACGUCCAUGUACAAAAAGUCAGCUCCAAGGUCGUCGACCAGGCCCGCUCCAGUCCAAACUAAGAGCCGCCCUGAACCGCAGCAGAACAAGGAGAUGCCAAUGCAGCAGGAUGAAAAGGUCGUCCAACAACAGCAAGAACCAGAAAAGCAAAUAAAUGUGGAGGAGAACCAAGACAGAACCAAGCAGAGGACAAAGUUUGAUCCAACUGACUGGAUUGACGUCGUCGAUGAGGAGGAAAAAACUCCCCGUCCAUCAAGUUCCCCCAAAUUGUUGGUGGAAACUCAUGGAAUUACAAAACGGCUGAAGAUUGUUCUUUCCAGAACUCCAAGUCCAAAAUCUGCAACAUCGUCCAUCAGCAGUCUGGAUGACUUGAUGGCAGAUGGAGGCUCUGAGCCGACCUUUGACCAAGGCGACAUAAACCCCACCAAAGCGUCCUCCAAAGCUUCUGGAGCCAUGUACCCCAUAUUUGAUUCUUCGUCAAAAAGGUUGAGUGCAGCUCUGCGUUCCCCGGUGUCCUGCAGCACGCCGUCCGCCUCCUCAGGAGCUUCACUGCAGCCGCCAUCAUCCGCAGCUAAAGAGCGACAAACUCGCAGGAAGAAGGAGAAGCUGGACAGCGACCAGCUCAUCAUCGAUGCUGGACAGAAGCAGUUUGGAGCAACGACCUGCAGCUCCUGUGGGAUGGUUUACAGCGCUGACAAUCCAGAGGACAAUUUCCAGCAUACCCAGUUCCACCAGCGGUUCCUGGACUCCAUCAAAUACGUGGGUUGGAAGAAGGAGCGGGUGGUGGCCGAGUUCUGGGACGGUAAAAUCAUCCUGGUUUUACCCGACGAUCCAAAAUAUGCAGUGAAAAAGGCUGAAGAAGUGCGUCGCAUAGCGGACAACGAGUUGGGGUUCCAGCAAGUGACUCUAAGCCGACCAACUCAGGCUAAAACCUUCCUGUUCAUCAACACAGACAGACUGGUGGUGGGAUGCCUGGUGGCUGAACCCAUAAGACAGGCCUACAGGGUUCUGGAACAGCCAGAUCAAAACAAGGACAUGACGAAGGACGACUUCAUGGAUCGCCACAGAGCCUGGUGCUGCUCCACCGUCCCGGAACAAGCGCUGUGUGGCAUCAGCCGGAUCUGGGUCUUCAGCCUGGCGAGGCGGCAGGCCAUCGCAACCCGUAUGCUGGACACAGUGAGGAGCAUAUUCAUGUUUGGGAGUUACCUGACCAAGGAGGAAAUCGCCUUUUCUGAUCCGACACCCGACGGGAAGUUGUUUGCCACUAAAUACUGCAACACGCCGACCUUCCUUAUUUACAACUUCGUCGCAUGAAGAGUCUGGAGUUUAUCACUCUUUAAAAGAUUCUGCUGAAUGUUUUUAUAUGCAAAGCUGUUCUAUGUUUAAGGCUUUAGCUUUGUGUGUAAAGAAGUUAAUCAGGUAGAGAACUGUGUUUUUUGAAAGUUCAGAUUAAUUUUAUUUAUAUUCCAGCCUGCUUUACUGAAUGUUUUGUUCGUUCAUUCAGCUUUCAGGCAAUUUCAGUGAGUUCAGCUUACUGACAUUUAAGUUUAUGAAAAAUGUUCAACAUAAAAUUUCUCUUCUUGGUUUCAGUUGAAAGUAUUCUGUGCACUUUGAAGAUGAAAUGUUUCAGAAAUAUCGAUGCCAUCACUGUUCAAGGACAUUUCUUUGUACAUUUAAUAAACUACUUCCUUUUAAAAUGCAAAA